GAAUCUUUCUCUCGUUUCCUCCUCUGUCCUUGUCUCCUUGGCGAGUGGGUUGUUUUCUCGUCUCCUCUCCUCUCGUGAGUCCUUGUCUCCUCGGUGGACAAUCAUUCUCUCGUCCCCUCUCCUCGUCUCCUCCUCUUUACUUGUCUCCUCGGUGGGCGGGUCUUUUUUCUCUCUCGGAUGUAGACCAGAUGAAUCGGGCUGGACGCGGACUGACCUGCUCUCGGACAUGGAGAUGAGUGAAGCUCUGUGUCAGGAGGAGCGGCUGCAGCUCAUCGCGGAGAGGAGAAAGUGGCAGACGGAGAUAGAGAACAAGAAGCGACAGCUGGAGGAUGACAGACGAGCUCUGCAGCACCUGAAGUCGAAGGUUCUGAGGGAGCGCUGGCUGCUGGAUGGACCUCCCUGUGCUGGGCCGGAACAUGAUGAGGUCAAGAGACAACUGGAGCAGGAUGAGACCAGGACCAGGACCCUGGAGGACACCAUCAACAGGUUGGAGCAGGAAUUGGUGGGCCUGGAAGAUGGAGCUAUGUGUCAACCCACCACACACAUUGCUGUGUCGUCAGGAUCAGUUAAAGCUGUAGAGGUUAAUGGUCACAGCAACCAUCACCAGAACAGAGGUCAGGAGGUCAAAGCCUUUGCAGAAAUUCCUUGUGCGCUCAAACCAAGAAAGGACAGGAAGGAGAUGAGGAGAGCCAUGUACUCGGUGGAGAUUAAAGUGGAGCGGGACAGACUGACAGGGGAAACCAAGGUUCUGUCUACUAACACCAUGCUUCCUGUUGACUUCUCUCAGAAAGGGAUCAAAGUGUACGAGGAUGAGCAGAAAGUGGUCCAUGAGAUGAACGGUGAAGAUGGCAUCCAUCAGCUCAGCUCCAUCGAAGUUGAUGAGCUCAUCCACAAAGCUGAUGAGGCAUCAAUGACAUCGCAGAAGACUGUUGCCACGGUGACCUCACUGCCCACAGCAGAGGUCCAGGAGGAGGAGGAGGAGGCAGUGCCGCAGAUUGCAGUGGAGAUCACAGGACUGGAAACCAAAGCGGGGGGGGGUGAGUCGAGCGUGGCCGAGGCAAGCACCCAGAACCCCGUCACCAUGGUGUUCAUGGGAUACCAGAGUGUGGAGGACGAAGAAGAGACCAAGAAGGUCCUGGGGCCACAGGGGACAGUGAAGGCUGAGCUGGUGCUGAUCCACGACCCAGAUGGGAAAUUGUCACCGAGUGGAGAAGGAAAGAAGAAGGCUGGCGGCAUUCAGACAAUAGAGCCUUCUGCUAGUCCUCCUAAUGCAACGUGCCGGCUGCCAAGCUCUGAAGCUCCUGAGACCACGGCGGAGGAGGAGGAGGUAAAGAAGGAGAAGCAGCCAUGUAAGUGCUGCAGCAUCAUGUGAGCCUUCAGGGGGCGCUGCUCACAUCCUUAUACAAGGACAAACGCUGAAAACCGCCUUUAACCACAUUACAUCAUUUCCUAUCCCGGUCCUUCAUUCUCAUCUGUUUGAUAAAUUUUACUUUAUUCUAUUUUUACUUUUGUACUCCUCACUGCAGCUCUGAGCAUUGGCAUUAAUCUCCCUGGGCUUUAUUAUAUGAAGGUAUGAAUAAAUGAGCUUUCAGCUGUUUCCUCUAAAUAAAAGUGACCUGAUUUGA
Betta splendens (Siamese fighting fish) is the source of this 1625-nucleotide messenger RNA. RefSeq names its product paralemmin 1a (gene palm1a). The transcript has 10 exons. Lineage: Eukaryota; Metazoa; Chordata; Actinopteri; Anabantiformes; Osphronemidae. Gene Ontology annotation, biological process: regulation of cell shape. The coding region runs from base 227 to 1372 and encodes 381 amino acids. The record is from RefSeq and is a predicted model, not a curated record. Gene Ontology annotation, cellular component: membrane.